CUUGCUUAAUUGAAAUGAAAGGAAGAAAAGCAGCUGAUUAGCUAAUAGCUAUGUCAAGUUUAUAUUUGUUAUGACUUAAAUUUGUCAUUAGAAUUUGUGUAUUUUUUUAAUUUGUGCACUAUUAUUGCACAAAAAAAUUGUAAAAUCAUUGGAUUUAUACGUACGUAGCUCUAACAUAAUGUCUGCACACGAGCAAAUGCGAGCUAUGCUGGAUCAAUUGAUGGGAACCGGCCGUGAUGGUGAGAAUAAUAAGUUUAAAGUGCAUUUCACAGAUCCAAGAGUGUGUAAGAGUUUUUUGCUUGCAUGUUGCCCACACGACAUCCUAGCGGCCACUCGGAUGGAUUUGGGUGAAUGUCCCAAGUUGCAUGAUUUAGCCUUAAGAGCUGAUUUUGAAAAUGCUUCCUUGAAGAAAGAUUAUUUCUAUGAUGUGGAUGCGAUGGAACAUCUACAGAAUUUUAUCAACGAGUGUGAUCGUCGUACAGAACAGGCAAAAAGACGUCUUGCGGAUACUCAGGAAGAAUUGAGUGCUGAAGUAGCUGCAAAACUUAAUAAAGUUCACGAGCUUGCUGAACAAAUUGGGAAAAAGUUGGCUCAAGCUGAAAAACAAGGAGCAGAAGGUAAUGUGGAAGAGUCUAUGAAAACUCUUGAGGAGGUGGAAGAAUUUCGAAAGCAAAAAUCAAUGGCUGAGCAAGAGUAUCGAAAUUCGAUGCCUGCUUCAAGUUACCAGCAACAGAAGCUUCGUGUUUGUGAAGUGUGUUCUGCGUAUCUGGGUAUUCAUGAUAACGAUAGGCGUUUAGCCGAUCAUUUCGGUGGGAAACUUCAUCUCGGUUUUAUUACAAUCAGAGAGAAGUUGGAAGAAUUAAAGGCUGCAGUGAGUGAGAAGCGUCAAAAAGGCAGAAUGGAAAGAGACAGAGAUUACGCUAAGGAUGAACGUAGCAGAGAAUGGAACAGAAGCUUUUCAGAAAGGGAACGAAGUCGCAGUCGAGAACGUGCAGCCAGACGCCACAGGUCUCGUUCAAACUCUCGUAAUCGCCACCGUCACAGAUCGAGAUCUCGUUCGACUGAGAGGCGGAAGCACAAGCAUCAUCGUCGAUCCCGUUCGAAGGAACGUCACAGGUCACGAGAGACCGAAAGGAGACAUCGUCGUGAUAGAUCGAGGGAGAAAAGCAAGGAGAAAACUAAAAGGAGUGAUUCUCGUGAACGAAGGCAUUCUACUUCUAAUGACAAAGAAGGAAGCAAUCAUGAAGACUGAUUUUAAUCUUCAUUUCUUUAUGUGUUUAUUAUUAUUUUAAUUAUUUCUUCUCAAACUAUAUCUUGUGUGAAAAAUAAAUAUUUGUUUUGCUUC
Parasteatoda tepidariorum (common house spider) is the source of this 1345-nucleotide messenger RNA. Its product is annotated as putative RNA-binding protein Luc7-like 1. The record is from RefSeq and is a predicted model, not a curated record. Gene Ontology annotation, molecular function: mRNA binding. Gene Ontology annotation, biological process: mRNA splice site recognition. Gene Ontology annotation, cellular component: U1 snRNP. NCBI's taxonomy places the organism in Eukaryota, Metazoa, Arthropoda, Arachnida, Araneae, Theridiidae.